GCCGUGGGCGACGGUGGCAUCUCUCAGGGUCAAUCAAAGUCUCAACAACCGCCAGUGUCGCCUCAGUCGACCCUCUCAAGGCCGCAGAGCAUAGCAUCCAUGGCAGAGGAAAUCGCGCAACGCUCUCGAGCAUCAAGUCUGAGACCUGUCAUAACGCCGGCUCGUCCAUCUGGCGGGAGCUAUGGUAGCUCGACGCCAUCGCAUGGAUCUAUCUCAAAACCAGUGGGAGUGCGAGCCAUGGCGGCCAUGUUUGAAAAUGCGUCCCAGGAGUCGCCUUAUAUGUCUUUCCCUACAACACCUCGCCCCUCUCGGACGAGUGUAACGGAUUUGGGUCUGUUCCAUUUAAGGCAAGAAACUGUGCCUCUUGAAACACCGAAAACGAAAGCAUUGAUCGUAGCUCCAAAAGAGAGUGACCCGGAUCCAGGCUGUGGGCUCUCGGGUGGAAGGAAUCGACAGACAAGUCAUAGACUGCGGUCUGUCACUGACAGCACCGGGUCGUUGAUCGUUCCCGAGGCGACCAAUGCUCACGGAGGUGCAGUCCAUCUCGGUAGGCCAUCUCUGGCACAGCUUCAGCAAACACCAGAUUCCUCGAGUCCCGCUCAGCAGCCGCCUAUCGCACAGCGUGUCGCAUUGCCCCGUCCCUCAUCUACACUAUUAGUGCGCCAACUAAGCGAGGAUAUCGUCCCGGCACGAGCAGGAAGCCCGGGCCACAAUUCCAUGCUCCAUGCACAAAUUCGAAGUCUUCAGAGGCAGCUGGAUAUCAGGAAUGAGGAAAACGCAUCUCUUCGGCGUCAACUUGAGACAAGAAAUAACUUGGACAUUGGAACACUCAGUGAACAGCUUCGAGUAUCCAAAAGAGAGUGUGCCAUGUGGAAAUCUCGUGCCGAAGCUGCAGAAAAACGAGUCUCGGUUCUUGAACACUUCACGCGUAAGCUGAGGGGUAUCAAAGGAGGGGAUGCGCAGAACGACACUGAAGUUACGUCGCAAAGCGGAAGAGACAGCAACGAGACGGUGGCAACAGAGGAUGGAGAAGUUGUGGCGGAGAGAAUCAGGAAGGCUAUGAGAGGGAUGGAUGGGACGAGGAGCAGUGAUGGCGGGGCUGCAGCUUGGUGGAACGACGACAGGCACAGUAGCAAUACCAGGCACUCUGGAGGCCUCGGUGGACAACAGCAGCCGAAAUUGACCGAGGAAUCAUUGCAUCAGAUUUGGCAGGCGGCGCAGGAGCUGCUUUUGGAGGAUGACGAUUGAUUAUUUGGCACAGGAGGCCCAAAGGCCAGCUGUGUCAGGGUAGGGGCGUUGGGAAGCCCGAAGCAUGCAUUGGGGCUUGAUUAUAGACAUUGAGUUGGCUGUGUAUCGAUAUGGUC
Colletotrichum acutatum is the source of this 1364-nucleotide messenger RNA. RefSeq lists its product as uncharacterized. NCBI's taxonomy places the organism in Eukaryota, Fungi, Ascomycota, Sordariomycetes, Glomerellales, Glomerellaceae. The transcript has 2 exons. Bases 100 to 1248 code for a protein of 382 amino acids. The record is from RefSeq and is a predicted model, not a curated record.